Molecule: messenger RNA, 13811 nt
Organism: Gigantopelta aegis
Lineage: Eukaryota; Metazoa; Mollusca; Gastropoda; Neomphalida; Peltospiridae
Product: sushi, von Willebrand factor type A, EGF and pentraxin domain-containing protein 1-like
Exons: 36
Coding region: 1-12414 (4137 amino acids)
Molecular function (GO): calcium ion binding
Source: RefSeq, a predicted model, not a curated record
AUGUUCGUCUGCGUAAAGUUGGUGUCUUUCCUUUGCCCGUUAUUUUUGCUUGGAGUCUAUGUUCGUUCUUAUAGUCCUUACAGCAACACGGGGUACUACAAUUCGCUGUUCCGUCCGCUGAGCGCGGAUUUCAAAACAAAAGUAGAAACUCUUGGAGCUAUGCUGAAGAGACACGUACAGCGUCUCAGAGCGACCGAAAACAAACAGAUCGAGUUGGUUUUUCUGGUGGACAGUUCUUCAAGCGUUGGCUCUGAGCAUUUCUUCGACGAGUUGAGGUUUGUGAGAAAGCUCCUGGCCGACUUCACCGUCGACGUGAACACCACCAGGGUGUCUGUCAUCACGUUCUCGUCCAGGGGAAAGGUUAUCCGUUACAUAGACCACAUCAGCCACCCGAGCAAGGACAAACACAAGUGUGGCUUGCUGCACGAAGAAUUACCCAAGAUCCGUUACAUAGGAGGCGGGACAUACACGUUGGGAGCCUUUUUGGAGGCAAAGGAAGUUUUGAAAUCAGCCAGACCCGAGGCCACCAAGGCAAUCUUUCUUAUAACUGAUGGCUUUUCCAAUGGUGGAGACCCAAGACCAGAAGCACGGAGUCUGAGACAGACUGGGGUCACCAUCUUCACGUUCGGCAUUCGAAAUGGCAACUUCAGGGAGCUGUAUGACAUGGCGUCACACCCCAAGAAUGAAACCUGCUACAUCUUGGAAAGUUUUGAAGAAUUUGAGGCUCUGGCGAGACGUGCUCUGCACGAAGACUUACAUUCUGGGAUAUACAUGAUGCAAAGACAUGAUCGGUGUAGCAGUUUGUGUGAAGAUGGCAACUGUUGUCAUCCCAGGGCCACGUGCGCAUGUGGCACACACACAGGGAAGUACGAGUGUCUUUGUGGUCCAGGUUAUUUUGGAGAUGGUUUCGGACAAAAGGGUUGUAAAUCAUGUCCGGCAGGCACUUACAAAGAUUUCACAGGUCCAGGCAACAUCGAGGUGUGCACACCCUGUCCUGAUGCAAACCAGGUGAGCAAACCUGGAACGACAUCUCCUAGCUCAUGCACAUGCAAGAAAGGAUACGGUCCACAGAACUCGUCCGACUGUUCAGUUUUCACAUGUCCUGUGCUGGAGGCUCCUAAAAAUGGCUACUUCGUGAAUAACAAGUGCAACAAUGUGUUCAAUGCUGCAUGUGGCCUGCGGUGCCGACCGGGCUACGAGCUGCAUGGUAGCAGCGUGCGCAUCUGUCAGGAGGAUGGCUCAUGGUCUGGUCUGGAGAGUGACUGCAUCAUGAAGACAUGUCCACCCUUGCCUUCCCCAAAGAAUGGCCACAUGAUCUGUAACCACGAUGACUUUGCCUACUCAACGGUGUGUCGUUUUACAUGUAACACCGGAUACAAGCUUGUUGGGUCCAGGAAGAGGACAUGUUUGGCUAUUGCCUUCUGGACGGGCAUUACUACCAGGUGUAGAGAGAUCACUUGUCAGCCAUUGGGCAAGUUACAAGAUGGAAGCAUACACCCAGUGGUUUGUACAGUGGGUGAAGUUCCCUUUGGAACUACAUGUCAGAUGAGUUGUCACCCGGGAUACAACCUGUAUGGAGCUCACACUAAACAGUGCACACCGGACGGAAACUGGGCGCCGGCCGAUGGCAAAUCCAACCAGUGUAUUGAUGAAUCACCACCAUUCUUACAAUGCCCCAAGGAUAUCUUGAUAACUGUUGACGAGGAGGAGAGUGAGAAAGAAGUGAUGUGGCAGGUUCCUGUGUCCGUUGACAACUCGGCUUUCUUGCCCACACUAACAGCCAUUCCGGAAAUCUCGCCCCCAGCCAAGUUUCCCAUUGGCAGGACCUCUGUGAUCUACAUAUCAGAAGAUUUCAGCAAGAAUAAAGCCAAAUGCAAAUUUUAUGUUCGUGUUGUGGAUAAAACACCACCAAGAGUUGAUCGCUGUGUGUCCCCAGCACCAGUUGUCUCCCCUAAAGAGUAUGCCACAGUUGGGUGGGAGAAGCCUUUGUUUUCUGACAAUUCUGAUGACGAACUGCAAAUAAAAGCAUCUCACCAGCCUGGCUUGUUUCCAAAAGGAACGACGCAAGUGACGUACACAGCUUAUGACACGAGUGGCAACAACAACACGUGUACUCUAGAAGUCCGUAUCAUACCUCAUCCCUGUGAAAUUCCCCCGCCCCCAGUCAAUGGUAACAGGACGUGUUUUGACAGGGAUGAUGCUGUGGUGUGUACGCUGUCAUGCAAGCCAGACUAUGACUUUGCCAUUCCACCUGCUGAAGAAUACACCUGUCUUUCUGGCAAUGUUUGGAAACCUGUGGAGAAAAUGCCAUUCCCAGAUUGUUCAGUCCGUAACAUUUCCAACCACUUGGUUCAGCCUGCCACACUGACGUUCACUGGCAAGUUGUCAUGUCGUGAAAGCAAGCUCCUGAAAAAAAUUGACAAAACAUUUGAGACAAAAGUUUCUGACCGGGUUUCUGAUCUGUGUGAAGAAAAUGUCAUAUGUGGAGUGGAACAGAUUGAAUCAACAUGUGAAGAAAAUAAUGAUUUCAACAGGGUUCCUCUGGUGCUAGAGAGGAGACGCAGAAAACGAAGUACACGCAGACAGAGUCAGCCUAAGAGUUCAAAGACAACAUGGAAAACUACUCACCUGAAGUACAAUUUCAACCUGCAAGCCAUGGUGUCACAAACCGGAGAUAUAAAGGAGGACAACAGAAGACAACAACUAAUGAUACACAACGUCAAAGCAAUUCUCCGCACACUUCAGAACGAGACUAAAAUGGGAACGUUCAACUUAAACCUUGGGGGUUUAAUUGUUGAAUUUGCAAACGUGACUUUCGAUCCAAAUGAUCCAAUAUUUGUGUGCGAAGAAGGAAGUGUGUUAAAAGAUAGUACAUGUGUGCAAUGUCCGUUUGGUACCCAUUUCAAUGUGAUAAGCAAACUCUGCCAGAGUUGUCUGCUCGGAACCUACCAGCCAACAUUGGGUGCUCUUGCAUGUAUGUGGUGUCCUGUGAAUCGGUCGACUGAAAACAUUAACACAAAGCAGAUCAACAAAUGCAAAGCUCAGUGUCUGCCUGGUAGCUUCUCUGACAAUGGCCUGGAACAGUGUGAGACAUGUGAGAUAGGAUUCUACCAAGAGGAGUAUGCACAGACUCGGUGUCUGCCCUGCCCCAGAAACACAACAACGAGGAAGCGAGGCAGUAGGAGAAAGGAACAGUGCAAAGAAAGAUGUCCUCCAGGCUAUGUCUCAAAGACUGGGUUACGCCCGUGCAUGGCAUGUCCAGUAGGAACGUACCAGUCUGAGGAGGCCAAGUCGGCAUGUUUCCAAUGUCCUGAUGGAGCCGAGACAACACAUGCAGCAUCUACCACUCUGUCUGACUGUCAAGGUGACUGGGAUCUUCAGAGUGAUUGGACAGGCAUAAAGCAGAAUCUGCAGCAGAGUCUACAGCAGGUGGCAGUGAACUUUUGUUUUGAGAAUCCAUGUCUGAAUGGUGGAACAUGUGUACCCAAGAGGUUUGCCUUCACCUGUACAUGUUUACCAGGAUUUGGAGGCUUUAAGUGUCAAGAUUUAGUUGACGAGUGCAAAACCAAGCCGUGUCUGAACAAUGGAAUCUGCACCAGUACCACAGAUGGAUAUCAGUGUUCAUGUACAGCUGGUUUCCAAGGAAAGAAGUGUGAAGUUGAUCUUGAUGAGUGCUCCUCUAACCCUUGUCAGAAUAAUGCCGUCUGUAUUGAUGGAUCGAACUCUUUCAUCUGUCGCUGUCCAGACGGCUUUCAGGGUGCAGCCUGUGAUGAAAACAUGGACGACUGUGCACAGAAGCCGUGUCGCCAUGGCGGCACGUGCGUUGACGAGGUGAAUGGAUUCACGUGUCAGUGUGAUGAGGGUUUCACAGGGGAGACAUGUGAGGUCGAGAUAGACGAGUGUCUCGAGAACCCCUGCAACAACAAUGGCACAUGUGUAGACCUAGAGGACAGAUUCAGGUGUCAGUGUGUUACUGGAUUCACUGGUUCUCUCUGUGAUUCAGAGAUAGAUGAAUGCCAGUCGAAUCCUUGUCUGAAUGGUGCAAAGUGUGAAGAUAAACUUGGUGUGUUCAUGUGCCACUGCCUACCGGAAUUCAGGGGAGAUAAUUGUGAAAAACCUAUUGAUAUGAAUUACCAGCUGGACUUUCCUGCCUCUGGUACGACUGAUUUAGCUGAACUGACGAUAGAUCGACCACUGAGCUCGUUGACUGUGUCGUUCUGGAUGAAGACGGAUGAUACACUGAACUAUGGAACACCGUUCUCUUAUGCUGUAAAUAACUAUGACAAUGCUUUCACUCUCACGGAUUAUAAUGGAUUUGUAUUGUAUGUAAAUCAGCAAAGAACGAUGACCGACAUAGAAGCUAAUGAUGGCAACUGGCAUCAUGUUGUAGUCACGUGGUCCAGCAAUCGCGGCUCGUGGAAGAUCUAUAUUGAUGGGCUUCUCAGUGACAGUGGAUUUGAUCUGUCCACUGAAGACGUUAUACAAGCGAAUGGAGUAUUUAUUAUUGGACAGGAGCAAGAUGCUAUGGGAGGUCAGUUUUCUGCAUCCGAGUCAUUUGUGGGCAGCCUCACUCACCUGAACAUCUGGGACCAGGAGCUGUCUCUGACUCAGAUAGACUCUCUACGCACCAGCUGUAAGGACUUUCACGGAAAUGUCAUUGCCUGGCCCCAGGUUCUGUCUGGUCUGAAAGGAAACAUCAAGGAAUCGACAUCCACUUUCUGUAAAGACUGCCCAACUCCAACAAAGCCAUCAUUUGGGAAUGUGACCUUCAAGGACAGCAAGGUGGGAUCAUCUGUGUCGUACAGCUGUCUGAGAGGAUUCAAUGUGGCGGGCAGAAGACAGUUACAGUGUCUGGCAUCCGGCGAAUAUGAAGACGACCCACCUUCGUGUCUAAAGGUAGAAUGUGGCUUUCCUGGCAGUAUUCCCAACGGAUAUGUUGAAGGCAGACGGUACAGCUUUGAUAAUAGAGUGAACUUUGAGUGCUACAAGGGUUACAAGUUAGUGGGAUCAAGAUCAUUGUAUUGCAAUGAAUAUGGAGAAUGGGAGGGAGUUAAACCUAGAUGUGUUGAAAUAACGUGUGUUCUUCCUCUGCUGUCAGAAAAUACUCGAAUCAAAAAUCCACAAAGCACAUACAGUCCUGGUGUCAUGGUUGUCUUCAAGUGCACACCAGGAAAUCGUCUGCUAACAAAGCACAAUGCUGUGAUGUGUCAGGCAGAUGGAAGCUGGGACAAGAGCGUUCCCAGCUGUGAUCUCACAUCGUGCAAGGCUCCACCAUCAAUAAAGGAUGGAGGCCCAGUAACAGAGCUUGACGAAUACCCUGUCUCAUCCAUAGUCAUCUACGAGUGUGAUUUCGGAUACACUUUUUCAAAUACAGAUUCCAAUGCAAAAGGAGAAAUACACUGUCUUCCUUCAGGGGAGUGGAAUUUACCUCUUCCUAAAUGUGAAAUUGUGAUAUGUCCUGACCCAGAAAUCAUUCCCAAUGGAAGGAUAGAAGGUGGAGACAGAACAUUUCUAUCGUCGGUGACAUAUUUAUGUGAUGAAGGCUAUGUGUUAGAAGGUGAUGAUAUACGUGAAUGCUAUGAAACUGGUAGCUGGAGUGGUGACUCUCCUGAAUGUUUAGCAGUUGAAUGUCCACAACCUGCUGAGAUAGACAAUGGAGAGUAUAAUGGAAAUGUCUUCACUUAUAAUGGUGCCAUUGUAUAUGAAUGUAACACAGGUUAUAAACUGAUAGGAGAAUCUCGACGUCAGUGUCUGGAAAAUUCCACUUGGAGUGGUCAUGACCCUGUAUGUAAACCUGUUGUGUGUGGAAAUCCAUCUUCCAUUGACAAUGGACGGGUUUCAGCCCCUGCCAUUACAUUCACCAGUGUUGCAUCCUACACGUGCAAUGAAGGUUUCAUCCUGAAAGGUCCCUCAGAAAAAAUCUGUCAGGAGGAUGGAUCAUGGACCUCUGUGGAGCAUUCCUGCCAUCCUGUGGAAUGCAAACCACCCAGUGAUGUUGCUAAUGGGUCAUACCAGAGUUCCGCCGGUUACAGUUACGGAAAUCUUGUCACUUACACCUGCAAUGUGGGCUACACCCUUGAAGGGCAGUCAGACCUGACUUGUCAGAGUGAUGGUACCUGGUCUUUUGAUGCACCACUGUGUACCAUUAUAAGGUGCCACACUCCUGAACAUAUACGAAAUGGAGUUGCCAAUGUCUUUGGUGUGGAGUAUACUGGUAAAGUGGAGUAUUCGUGUAAUGAGGGAUACGAGCUAGAGGGACAUGAAGUGAGAACUUGUCAGGCAGACAGAAUGUGGACUGAUGAAGAACCGGAAUGUGUGCCAAUCAGAUGUGAAGCACCACAGACUGUUGCAAAUGGUAAUGUCGACUACAAAGAUCUAACACUUGGAUCUAUUGUCAGAUACCUGUGUGAUGCUGGCUUUGACCUGAAUGGAAAUGAAAUCAGGAGAUGUCUUCAGAAUCGUUCGUGGAGCGAUGAUGCACCUACUUGCUCCCCACUCACUUGCCCAAACCUUGAUUCACUAGACCAUGGCAGGAUCAAUACCACAGAAAACAUAUACAAGACUGUCGCCAUGUACAUUUGUGAUGAAGGAUAUAUCGUUCAUGGUGAACACCUGACAACAUGCUCAGAGACAGGCUCGUGGUCACACUCUGCUCCUGAAUGCAAACUUGUUGAAUGUGACAAGCCAACUGACAUCAUCUCAAAUGGAAGGAUGAACGGAACCAUGUUUACGUUCAGGUCUACAAUAAAUUACAUCUGUGAUGAUGGAUACAGACUCGAGGGCUCGGAGACUCGAUUCUGCCAAGCAAACGGUGAUUGGGAUAUGCCAAUACCUGUGUGCCAGGCUGUAGAGUGUCCAAGACUGUACUUACUGCAUGGUUUAACAUCGACUUUCAAGAGAGAGUAUAACACAGUUGUUACAUUAACAUGUAAGACGGGUUAUUACAUGCAAGGAUCAUCACAAAGGACUUGUUUAGCUAAUGGUCAAUGGAGUGGAACUGCACCCAUCUGCAAGAAGAUUGUCUGUCCAGCGCCUCCGUACUUAGAAGGUGGUAUCAUCAAGGUUUCAAAAAAUGGUUUAAAAGCCAAAUAUGUUUGUAAUUAUGGAUUUAAACUUAAUGGCACAAAUGAGAGAACGUGUCAGGUGAAUGGGACUUGGAGUCAUGAAAAUCCUCAGUGUGAAAAAAUUGAGUGUCGAGAUCUGUCAGUUGGGACAUGGUCUAAUGGAGUGAUCACGGUAUCUGGUGUAACAUUCCGAUCACAGGUGACUUACAGAUGUAAUGGUGGUUAUAAGCUAGUAGGUAACAAACAGAGAACUUGUCAAAUUGAUGGAUCCUGGACUGGCACUGAUCCUCAUUGUGAAAUAUUAUCUUGUGGUCCACCAGGAGCAUUUGCUAGUGGAGUCAUCAGUGGGAAUGUGUACACGUUCGGCUCGUGGUUAACUUAUUCCUGUGAUAUUGGGCAUCGUUUAAUCGGAGAUGCCACAAGAAUUUGUCAGGAUGACGGUUUGUGGUUUCCAAAAACACCAAGAUGCCAGCUGAUUGACUGUCCGCGACAGGACAACAUACCAAAUGGCCGAACAAUCCAGCUUUCAAACACAUACCUGGGAACUCUGAAAUAUACCUGUAACGCUGGAUAUGUUUUGCAGGGCAACAUGUCUAGGACCUGUUUGGAAACUGGCGAGUGGUCCGGUGUUGCUCCACAGUGUAUCUUGAGAAGCUGUCCUGCACCAGAUCCCAUUGAAAAUGGACGAAUAACUGGUGACCAUUAUGGACUUGGGAGAACAAUUGAGUACCAGUGUAAUCAAGGUUAUAGGUUGGUAGGUGUGGGACACAGGAUGUGUCUGCCAACAUUGUUUUGGUCUGAGGGAGAUCCUUCUUGUGUUAAAGUUGAAUGCCAGGUACCCAAGGCACCAGUUCAUGGAAGAGUUGUCGGUGACAGCUAUAGAUUUGGCGACAGUGUAACGUACGGUUGUGAAGAAGGAUAUCAACUUGUUGGAGAACAUCAGGCUGCCUGUGAAGCAGGUGGGGAAUGGUCAUCUGUUGCUCCACUCUGCGACCCCAUUUCAUGUGGCACUCCUGAUGAUGUUCCAAAUGCAUCACUAAACAUACAGGGUGGCACAACAUUUGGUUCCACUCUCACCUUCAAUUGUAAUCUGGGAUACACUGCAAUUGGUGAAGCAUCCAUAUCAUGUCAGAAAGAUGGAACCUGGACAGUUACAACCUUCAGAUGUGAGAUUGUAUCUUGCCCAAAGAUUAAUACCUUCAACCAUGGUACUUUCGAAGGAGCUUUCAAUUAUGGUGAUCAGCUUAAUUUUCAUUGCAAUGAAGGAUACACUAUCUUUGGAGCAUCUACAAUUAGUUGUGGACCAGAUGGUGCUUGGGAUAAUCUCUAUCCUAGUUGCAACAUCAUUUCCUGUCCUGCGCUGGAGAUGGUGCAACAUGGCCAUAUCAGUACAACCAACCACACAUUUGGAAGUACAGUGACUUAUAUGUGUGAGGAAGGUUUUCGUCUGUUAGGUGAGUCCUCAAGAACAUGUAAUGCAAAUGGAUUAUGGAGUGGUCAGAAGCCAGUUUGUGAUAUUGUGUCCUGCCCUUUUCCAGCAGUAAGAAUUCCAAAUGGUUAUCUCCUCUUUCCUAUGCUUAAAUAUACGUAUAACGAUGAAGUGGUGUACGAAUGUAGAGUAGGCUACAAUAUGGUUGGAAGUGAACGGUUGCGAUGCUUAUCCAGUGGUGAAUGGAGCAGUGGAGUACCAUCCUGUAUUAAGAUUGUGUGUUCACCACCAGAAUUAAUAUUUCAUGGUGUUGUGGCUGGUGACGAUGAAAUAAUUAGGUAUUCAUGUGACAAAGGUUAUGACCUUGUUGGGAAUUCGAAACGCCGAUGUCUUCCGACUGGCCAUUGGGACACACUUGCUCCUCACUGCAUGCCCAUCCAGUGUCCAGACCCCUUACCACUCAACCACGGAAUUGUGCACGGUGAUGACAUAACUUAUGGACAUGUCAUUAGGUACUCCUGUCUUGAAGGUUAUGAGUUAAGUGGGACGAGUGAGAGGACCUGCCAGGCAGACAGGACCUGGACUGAUUCUGAUCCUGUCUGUAACCGCAUUGAUUGUGGACCACCUCCAGCACUUGCAGAUGGAAGUGCCAUAGGCGAGUCCUUUCUGUACGAGGACAGUGUCACUUUCAUCUGUAACACUGGAUUUGAGUUGGUGGGUCCCGCUUCAAUAAAAUGCCUCUCUGAUAAAUCUUGGUCAGCAUUAACACCAACUUGUAAACAGUUAUUCUGUAAUCCUCCAUUCAGUAUUGCAAAUGGAAGAAUUAACAUUCUAAAUAAUGAUAACCUGGCUGUUGGAACUGAAGGUGUUUAUGAAUGUGAUGUUGGAUACCAGCUUAAGGGUUCACCGUCUAUACUGUGCCUGCGAGACAGAUCUUGGUCAGGAACACCCCCUGAAUGCCACAUUGUAUCUUGUCCAGCACUUACUUUUCUAGAUAAUGGUUACGUGGUUGGCAGUGAAUAUACAUACAGGUCAUUGUUGAGAUUUUCUUGUGCUUAUGGCUUUGAAAUAUUCGGCGAAGAGACCCUGGAGUGUCAGGAAGAUGGAACCUGGAAUUCUGCACCUCCUGUUUGCUUGCCAAGACCGUGUGAAUAUCCACCCUUCUUUGAGAAUGGAGACUUUCGAGUAAUGGACAGACCUGAAAACUCUCAAGAUCAAAGUGAAAUAGAUAGUUUUAGUUUUGGAGACAAAAUUACAUAUUUCUGUCACGAAGGCUAUGUGCCAUCUGGAUCACUACAAAGCAAGUGUGAUGCGUAUGGAAGGUGGUCCAAUCCACCGCCUAGGUGUGUGCCAGUCGUCUGUGGUCGCCCACAGCUUGUUGAAAAUGCAGACAUCAUUGGAGACAGUUAUUCAUUCAGAGAUUCCAUUUAUUACGUGUGCUACCAUGGUUUGGAGCUUGUCGGUAAUAACAUACUUGAAUGUGGUGCAAAUGGAAGCUGGAUUGGGCAGCUGCCGGAGUGUAGACUCUUGGAGUGCAGAGAACCUCCUAUAAUUGAUCAUGCCACAGUAAUAGUUACCACAUCAGAUUUUAGCAAGAUUGCCUCAUAUAACUGUAAUCCUGGUUAUUCAUUAAGUGGAGAAGAAAGAGCAGUGUGUGAGAUGGGCAAGUGGUCAAGUGACACCCCCCCCAAAUGCUUGCCCCUGGACUGCGGUGAUCCACCUCAUGUGGAAAAUGGUAAUAUUGACUUUCACAACACCACCUUUGAAGCUGUUGCCACAGUUUCCUGUGAUGUUGGUUAUGCACUGCUUGGUCCUCAAGAGAUCAGGUGUGAUCAGUUUGGCAGUUGGUCCGGUGGAACACUGAUCUGCCAGAUCAUCAACUGUGGAAUACCACAAAGCUCGAUACCUUUCACAGGCUCAGAUUUUAACUAUGGUGGAGUGGUGCGUUAUAUAUGUCCGACAGGGUUUAGAUUGGUUGGAGAAGACAACACAAAAUGUCUGGAAACAGGACAAUGGAGUAACACUCCACCAGAGUGUCAUCAGAUCUCAUGUGGCCCACCUACAGUACAGACACCGUACUUUGGCUCAGAUUUCAACUACGGCAGCAUUGUUAAAUAUUACUGUGAAGAAGGUUUCAGACUGGUUGGAGCAGAAAUGGCUUCUUGUCAAGAAGAUGGAACAUGGUCUUGGAGCGGUGCACAGUGCGAAAUAGUUUCAUGUGGUUAUCCACCAGCCAACAUAUCCUUCACUGGUGACAGUUUUUACUUUGGCCACACUGUCCAGUACAGCUGCCCACGAGGAUAUGUGCUGAUUGGAGAGGCUGAUAUUGUUUGUGAGAGUGAUGGAAGAUGGAGCAGUGAUGGCAGGCAAGUCUGUGAGAAGAUAAGCUGUGGAGAACCACCACCUACAGCUCCCUUCGUAGGAUCGGAUUUCUCAUAUGGCGCCACAGUCAGGUAUGAAUGUCCAAGAGGAUAUAAUCUUAUUGGAACAGCAGAGAUGACCUGUCUCGAUAGUGGACAGUGGAGUUCUAGUGUCCCCGAGUGUCAGAAGGUUGACUGUGGUCAUCCACCCAACACGGCACCAUUUCAAGGAAGCGAUUUCUCAUAUGGCAAGACUGUUUCAUAUUCAUGUCCUCAGGGUCAUGAACUGAAGGGCAAUGCUGAACUCAUGUGUCAGGAGAAUGGACUGUGGAGUGGACCAGGACCAUCUUGUCAACGUGUGUUCUGUGGGCCUCCUCCCAGCACCACUUCAUUUGUGGGCUCAGAUUUCAGCUAUGGCGGAACGGUGACCUAUUCCUGUCCUGCUGGAUACUCGAUGAUCGGCCAGCCGGUGAUAUUUUGUCAAGCUGAUAAGACAUGGAGCGAUGGCGGACCAGAGUGUCAAUCUGUUUCUUGUGGUCCUGUUGCAAUUCCACACAAUGCUCUGGUGAUUGAAGGUGACCCAGCUUCUCUAACCAGGUACAGAGAUACCAUCACAAUCAUCUGUGAUGAGGGAUUUACUCUGCAAGGUCACAGCACCAUCACAUGUUUGGCAUCUGGAGUCUGGAAUGCAUCUUUUGCUAAGUGUGAAGUCGUUAUAGAUCUACAAAGUUUCUGUGACCUUGCUGUUGAUGCCGACCACUCCAAACCGAUAGCGUCUGGAUUCCGUGUGGGCGACACCACAGUGGUGCAAUGUCUUGCUGGGCAUGAACCGGAAGGAGACAUGACAACUCACUGCCUUGAAGGAGGGUCAUGGUCCAAACCAAGUGGAUCCUGCAGACGUGUGGCUGAUUUCUGCACUCCCACUGUGGACCUGCCCAAUUCAAUGACUAUCCCAGCAGGCUAUCUGCUGGGUGAUGUUCACCAAGUUCAGUGUCAGCCAGGAUAUAACCCACAUGGAGACAUGGCAUCAACAUGUCAAGAUGGGGGGACGUGGACCAUACCAAGAGGAUACUGCCAAAAGGUUUUCUGUGGCAAGCCCAUGGUGAGGGACAUGGUGAACAUCAUGUUGAUAGGACGCUCUUACUACUACGGUGACCGUGUCAUGUAUAUGUGUCGACCAGGCAUGACAGCAAUAAAGGAUCCACCACAACUCGUCUGCAAUGCAAAUGGCCAGUGGGAUGGGGAAGCUGCUUGUGCUGUACAAUGUAAGCGCCCGUGUCUGAAUGGUGGUAUUUGUUUGGGACUAAACAGAUGCAAGUGUCCUUCAGGUUACGGAGGAGAAAUAUGUCAAAUAGGCAUUUGUAUUCUUCCAUGUCUUAAUGGUGGCUUAUGUGAGGGGCCGUACAAAUGCAAAUGCAGACCAGGAUAUGAAGGUCCUAGAUGUGGUAGAGCGAUUUGCUCUAAAACUUGUCAAAAUGGUGGCCGGUGCGUCCGACCAAACUGGUGUCGCUGUUACAGUGGAUUUUUACCUCCAUUCUGUGAAAUAAAACAACUGCGAUGAGACAGCAAGUGUAUAUAAAGACGUUUAAAUUAAAUGAAGUUUUUCUACCAAAGUGCAUAAAGUUUAGAUUAUUAAUACCUGUAGUUAACAGAUUAUAUUCACAGUCUCAUGGGCACCUAUUAAGUAUAUGUAAAGAUGUAUCUGUUCUCAUGCUCUAGUAUCUCCAUUUGUAUCAUUAUAUGUAUUAAAAUUAGUUUAGUUUGGCACCUAUUAUAGCCAUUUAAUAACGUCAGCAUGCAUUAACUACCGGUAGUUACCCAGGCUCUGUGAUGAGAAAAAAACUAAAAAUACAGGCAUAUGUGCAAGAAAUUAUGCAUGAGAGUUCUAAACUGAGGAAAGCAACGCUUUUAGUGGGGUAUGAUUUAAUAUAUUUUAACAAAAAAAUUGCUUUGAGCAGGGUGGGGUUUGAACCCUGAACCUACGAUAUAUUAGUAUACUCUAUUAGAGAGGGCAACAACUUUAAAUUUGAGUUAAAAGUGUAACGUUUGUAUUUUCAAAUACAUACAUAGAAUUUAAAAAAAAAAUAAUUAGAUGUUUUUUACUUGAUGGAGAGAUCAUAGAAAUGUUUGUACCAUACUCAUUUUCAAAUAAGUUUCAAGUAUGCUCUGCUGGGCAUAUAACUCUAAUGAGACAAUGACAAUGAAUUACUUGCAAAUGUCAGCUUUGAAGUUUGUGUAUGGUUCAGAACAAGUAUAUUAUACUCAGAAGAUUACUAGUAUUCAGAGGAACAUAAAAAAUAGUAAUUUACUAUACAUUAUUAUACUAAUUUACAGUUACCUUGGUAUCAACACUUCAGACAGCAUCAAAAUAUUGCUAACAGAAUAUGUAUUGUAAUUGGUGAAAACAUUAAAAAGUGAAAUAUGCAGCAGAAAUGUGUGAAAUUUUUAAAUGCAGUCCUGUAAGGGAUCCAUGACUUUCCUGCUCUGAAUCCAAAGAAUCUUCAACCACCUUUAUGUAACUUCACAAACUAUAUUGAUUUAUAAUUUUGAGAUCCAUUAACGAGCAUUCCUUGGCACCUUAAACCCAGGUAAGUAGGCGUAAAAGUUUAUUUAGAGUCUAUCAUUCCCAAACAAUAUUUUGAUUCAUGACUAUUUUGUACUAUAUUAGUGUUUUUAGUUACAUUACGCUCUUUAGUUGUGCUGAUAAUUUGUGUCCGUAUUUCUCAAACUGAAAAAAAAAGGCAUAAAAAAGUCAGUUACAUUAAUGAUUGUAUUGAUACAGGUAUGAAUUUAAUUUUUAUAAGAGAUGGUAAAAAGAAAUCAGAUGGUAAAACUUAACAAAACAAGUAUGUGUUUUUAAUUUUAACUGCUAUCAGGAAAACAUUUUGUCAACUGUUAUUUGCAUUAAGAUACAACUUUUUAUUACAAUAUACUGAAUAAAAUUUGAAUUUGUUCCUC